AGAGAGGGGCUGACCACACUCAAGACACAACCUGUCCCUUCCCUGUUCUGAGACCGAACACCUACGGGGCCUUCCCCGGGGCCAGGAGGCAGGCCCCAGGGAGAGAACAGCCAUGGGCCUUCCACAGCUGCAGCCUUUGGGGGUGACAUCUUAGGAGCGCAGGGGGCGAGAGGGACAGCUUUCGUGCACCCCCUUCUGCAGGGAAGGAGGGAGCUGAGACUCGGAACCCGAGCCCAAGCCCCGGGCAGGGGCAUGGACCAGCAGCUGUGAAGAGCCAGAGCUGAUGCCAGGUCCCCAGGGGGCAGGAAGAGCCCCCACCAUGAGCCUGGGCAAGCUCUCACCCGUGGGCUGGGUGUCCAGCUCGCACGGGAAGAGGCGGCUAACGGCAGACAUGAUCAGCCCCCCGCUUGGGGACUUCCGCCACACCAUGCACGUGGGCCGUGGCGGGGAUGUCUUCGGCGACACCUCCUUUCUCAGCAACCAUGGGGGCAACUCGGGGAGCACUCACCGCUCACCCCGAAGCUUCCUGGCCAAGAAGCUCCAGCAGGUGCGGCGGGUGGGGGCGCCGCCCCGGCGGAUGGCCUCCCCGCCCGCACCCUCCCCUGCUCCACCCGCGGUCUCCCCAAUCAUCAAGAACGCCAUCUCCCUGCCCCAGCUCAACCAGGCCGCCUACGACAGCCUCGUGGUGGGCAAAUUCACCUUCGACCGCAGCCCUGCCAGCUCCAUGGACGGCCGCUCCAGUUACGGCGUGGACUCUGGGUUCUGCACUAUCUCCCGCCUGCCUCGCCAGGAAAAGCCUCGUGACCGAGACCGUGAUAGUACCUUCCCCCCGGAGGCCGGGCUUCACCGCUCAGACUCCCUCCUGUCCUUCCACCUGGACCUCGACCUUGGCCCAUCUCUCCUCAGUGAGCUGCUUGGGGUCAUGAGCCUUUCAGAAGCCUCUGCAGCUGAGACCCCACCCCCCACCACAAGCCCCCCGGCCCCUGUCAUCAGUCCCCCAGCCCCUGCCUCAAGCCCCCAACCCCUUGGACACUGCCCCAAUGGGGUAACUACUGGGUUGGGCCCAGCAGCUGAGAUGAGGGCCAGCCCGGUGGAAGAUUAUCCCCAUGCACCUGCUCACAUGGGCCCUGGCAGGCACUGGGGAGCAGGCUGGGGAGACAGGGACAGGGACAGGCAGGACAGCCGCCACCACACUGAGAUAGAUUCCUGGCCAGAGCCCAGGGAGGUGCUUCCCCAGGCUCGGGCUUCUUGGGAGAGCCUGGACGAAGAGUGGGGGGCUCCCCAGGCAGCCAGCAGGACCCCCGUGCCCAGCACAGUGCAAGCAAACACCUUCCAGUUUGCUGAUGCUGAGGAGGACGAUGAAGUCAAGGUGUGAGCUUAGGACCCUGCCUGGGCCCAGGGCGCCGCCCGGGAACAGCCCAGGUGCAGAGCCUGCACCUGACAACUAGGUCUCCCGGUGAUUGAUGGGAGAGCCGAGUCGCCCCCCAGCUCCUCCGCACCUCUGCAGGACAGACGAGGGAGGGAGGCCGGAGGAGACCAGGCUCAUUCUGGGUCCUGCUGGGCUGCCUUGCCCUGCUCCCCCUGCCACUCUGGACCCACAGCCAUUCCUGAGGCCCACCCCCACC
Enhydra lutris kenyoni (northern sea otter) is the source of this 1625-nucleotide messenger RNA. Its product is annotated as CDC42 effector protein 1. The record is from RefSeq and is a predicted model, not a curated record. Bases 284 to 1375 code for a protein of 363 amino acids. The transcript is spliced from 2 exons. NCBI's taxonomy places the organism in Eukaryota, Metazoa, Chordata, Mammalia, Carnivora, Mustelidae.